Molecule: messenger RNA, 1221 nt
Organism: Podospora pseudopauciseta
Lineage: Eukaryota; Fungi; Ascomycota; Sordariomycetes; Sordariales; Podosporaceae
Exons: 2
Coding region: 259-1053 (264 amino acids)
Molecular function (GO): oxidoreductase activity
Source: RefSeq, a predicted model, not a curated record
AUCGGGGACUGCUUAACAUGGAACCGAGGCAUUCCCGGUCAAUGCAACCUCCCCCACAGAGCUCGGCACUCGGAUGACCCACUUUAUUUAACAACACCAAGACCAUCGUCGUCACUUACACCAGGGACACGACCGGCCCGGCAGGUAUUUUACCAUUUACAUAUAAUUUUAGAUCUCUUCCAUCUCAACCUGACACUACCACUACCCCACCUUGUUCCCUCAUCCCAUCCCAUCCACAUCCUCCUCCAGUGAUCCAAAAUGAAAAUCGACGGUCGCAGCUUUGUCAUCUCAGGCGGCGCCUCUGGCCUAGGCCUCGCCACAGCCCGCACCCUCAUCUCCUCCGGCGCCUCCGUUGCCAUCCUGGAUCUCAACGAAGAAACCGGCGCCAAAGCCGUAGCCUCCCUCGGCGGCGCCCCAUCAGCCAAAUUCUUCCCCUGCGAUGUCUCUUUCACCGACUCAGUCUCCUCUGCCGUCUCUGCCGUGACCUCAUGGAUCAAGGAAAUUGGCAAGCCCCUCGCGGGUAUCAUCCCAGCGGCUGGUGUCGGCGCCCCAGGUCUGAUCCUCGACAAGCGCCUCAACCCCGUCUCCCUGGAUAGCAUCGACUUUGUCCUCAACAUUAACCUCCGGGGUACUCUUGAUGUUACUCGUCAGUUUCUGCCUCUCCUGGCCAAAUCUGAGCCCUAUGGCCCGGACAAGGAAAGGGGUGUGGUUGUCAUGGUGGCCAGCUCCGCCGCCUUUGAGGGACAGAUGGGUCAGGUGGCCUACGCGGCGAGCAAAGGCGCUGUUGCCUCCAUGACUCUGCCCAUGGCUCGGGAUCUCGCAAGAUUUGGCAUCAGAGUUGUGACCAUUGCGCCUAGCAUGUUCGACUCGGCCAUGACGGCCAUGAUGUCGGACAAGGUGAGAGAGGGCCUUCAAAAGGCCAUGGAAUUCCCGGCGAGGGCGGGUCAGCCAGAGGAGUUCGCUUCCUUGGUGAAGCAAACAAUCGAGAACGUCAUGCUGAAUGGAGUUGUUAUCCGGUUGGAUGGCGCAACCCGCAUGCCAAGUAAGCUGUAAGAAGCAGCUUCUCAUAUUUCCCUGUGUUACAAUUGUUACAUUUGUGGUUAGAGAAACUACUAUACAUCUCGGGCGGCCUUUUAUUUCACAUGCCAGCUCCCCACAUCAACCGUGACAGCCGUGUAAGCAACCAGUGUCAGUACUUUGUAUGAAUCUCCUGAAUUCUUC